GGGGUCUCCGACCAUUCCCCCCUCCCGCCCCUUCUCCGUCGCUCUUAGGCGGCGAGGAGGAUGCCGUGGAGCACAGCGCCCUCUGCUUCCCGCCGCCUCCGGGAGAAGACGAAGGCGAGGCGAGGCGGAGAGCGAGCGCUCGAGGGGGAAACGCGCUCUAUAAAGGCCCUGGGAAGCGCCAAGGAGCGGCCGAGCUGCAGCCCAGCGCGGCGGCUCUGAGGAAUUAAGCGGAGCUCUUUCCUCUCCCAGAACAGGCGCCUCCAGGGCUCCGCUGCGCCUUGGACGGAGAGAGAGAGACGGACAGCAUCGGCGGAGGAGGCUCCACGUGGGUUUCUUUCCACGCUUUGCUCCCUCCGCUUCCUUGGCGAGUUAAGACCAACAAAGAUGCUCAAAGUUACCAGGACGGCACAGAAACUGCUGCUCGGUGGUUCUGUCUCAGUGGGGAUGUGAGAGCAGCUUCGGAUAGCUUUUUCUCUCUUUUCCCCUACCUAUCACUUUGCCUCUUCCAAGGGAGGGAAGCUUCUCACUCCCUGGCUCUGGUGAUCUUGGAAACAUCCCAGCUGCACUGCUUUUUGCUGCUGCGGGGAGCCCCCCCUCCCGGCCCAGGACGGAGCUGAAGGAUGCAGUUUCGCCUCUUCUCCUUUGCCUUGAUCGUCCUGAACUGUAUGGAUUACAGUCACUGCCAAGGUGCCCGGUGGAGACGCAGCAAGAGAGCCAACUAUGGACCCAAUCCAAUCUGCAAGGGUUGUUUGUCUUGCUCAAAGGACAACGGAUGCAUCAGAUGUCAGCAUAAAUUGUUCUUCUUUCUACGAAGAGAAGGAAUGAGACAAUACGGGGAGUGCUUGAAUUCCUGCCCAUCAGGGUACUAUGGUCUCCGAGCUCCAGACAUGAACAGAUGUUCAAGAUGCAGAAUAGAGAACUGUGACUCUUGUUUUAGUCGAGACUUUUGCACCAAGUGCAAACCUGGGUUUUAUCUCUACCGAGGCCGUUGCUUUGGAGAAUGCCCUGAUGGCUUCAUGCCUUUAGAGGAAACCAUGGAAUGUGUGGAAGGCUGUGAAGUCGGCCCAUGGAGCGAGUGGGGAAUUUGCAGCAGGAACAACAAGACGUGUGGAUUUAAGUGGGGUUUGGAAACAAGAACAAGGCAGAUUGUGAAAAAGCCAGCAAAGGACACUCUACCAUGUCCAACCAUUGCAGAGUCCAGAAGAUGUAAAAUGGCCUUGAGGCACUGUCCAGGAGGGAAGAGAACACCAAAGACAAAGGACAAGAAAAAGAAGAAAAAGAAUUUAAUGGAAAGAGCCCAGAAGCAACACAGCCUCUUCUUAUCUACAGACCGGGCUGGUCAAUAAGAGACUUGAGUUGUCUGCCUGUACAAGUGGGAUUAUAUCUAUCUAUAUAUAUUUGUUCAUAUUUUUGCAAAAUGCACAGAAGCUGCUACCUGCUCCUGCACACAGAUGCACUGCAAUUCAGCUGCUUGGAUGCAAAUAACUUGUGGGGUUGGGCCUGGUGGGGAGGGAGAGAAUGAGAAUGUCCACAAGCUUGUUUGUGUUAUUUAUACUUUUAUUGUUAUUUGUUGUUCUUGUUGUUUCCCUCCCAAACCUGGAGUUAUCCAGGGGCAGAAGAAGCACACUGAGUUGAAUCAGUGGAUCUGUAUCCCUGUUGCCUCCUCCCCACUGAAAAAGUAUUUUUGAAUUUCUUUGUUUUGCUUUUUGCUUUUGUUUUAAAUCAGUGCCUGCAAGUUAGAAACAACCAGCUUCUUGGCCUAAAACUUUGCAGCAGGAGCAUUGAGGCUGCAAAAAAAAAAUACUGUUGUUUAAUGGACUUGUGCAUAUUUAUAUAAGGAAGGGAGGCCGGGGAGUUAGGAUUGCAUUUAUGGCCUUUGUUUCUUGUAUUGUAAAUUUCCAAGAAUAAAUAACACUAAGCAGAUAUUCAUAGAUAAUGUUCUUUGUCCUCAGCACCUCUUAUAUUGGGACGAUUGUAUAGUCAAACUGCUCCCGACUGAUAUAUUGCAGGAGACCCUGCUUAGUAUUUCAGGAGCACAGCAGUUCCCAUGUGUCUACAUAUAAAUAAACCUAUUUACAAUA
Molecule: messenger RNA, 2081 nt
Organism: Anolis carolinensis (green anole)
Lineage: Eukaryota; Metazoa; Chordata; Lepidosauria; Squamata; Anolidae
Gene: rspo2
Product: R-spondin 2
Exons: 6
Coding region: 621-1346 (241 amino acids)
Source: RefSeq, a predicted model, not a curated record